Messenger RNA from Hippoglossus stenolepis (Pacific halibut), 7103 nucleotides. It is a transcript of the gene lamc1, whose product is annotated as laminin, gamma 1. The record is from RefSeq and is a predicted model, not a curated record. The transcript is spliced from 28 exons. NCBI's taxonomy places the organism in Eukaryota, Metazoa, Chordata, Actinopteri, Pleuronectiformes, Pleuronectidae. Gene Ontology annotation, molecular function: extracellular matrix structural constituent. The coding region runs from base 293 to 5077 and encodes 1594 amino acids.
CGCGCAGGGCGCAGUCUCUUCCUGUGCAGUUGGUGAAUGGCGGCGGACACAAAGAGUUGAGGCCCGAGUCCAGACCCUCACACCGCACAGCGCAGCCGGGACACGAGCCUCUAGACGCGGCCUGGAGCAGAGAGAAGCCGCCGCUGAAGAACCUUCCCGCAUGUUUUCACCUCGGAAGUCCUCGGAAGCGUGUCGGUAAAGUUACCGCAAAACUUUGUGUGAGUUCGGGGAAAGUUCUCGUCGGAGCCUUGCAGCGAUUCGGAGGAGGAGGAGGAGGAGGAGGACCGACAGAAUGCAGAGCUGGAUCCGGGCUGUGGUGGCCUGGAGCUGGGUGGCGGUGUGUGUCCGCGGCGCCAUGGACGAGUGUUCGGACGAACAGGGCGGACCGCAGCGCUGCAUGCCCGAGUUCGUUAACGCCGCGUUUAACGUGACGGUGGUGGCGACCAACACCUGCGGCUCCCCGCCCGAGGAGUACUGCGUCCAGACCGGAGCCACCGGGGUCACCAAGUCCUGCCACAUCUGCGACGCCCAGGACCCGCGGAACCAGCACACAGCCGCGGACCUGACCGACUACAACAACCAGCAGGACACCACCUGGUGGCAGAGCCAGACCAUGCUGGCGGGGAUCCAGUACCCGAGCUCCAUCAACCUCACCCUGCACCUCGGUAAAGCCUUCGACAUCACCUACGUGCGCCUCAAGUUCCACACCAGCCGACCGGAGAGCUUCGCCAUAUACAAGCGGACCAGCGAGAGCGGCCCCUGGGUGCCUUACCAGUACUACAGCGGCUCCUGCGAGAAAACCUACCAGAAGCAGAGCCGGGGCUUCAUCCGGACCGGCGAGGACGAGCAGCAGGCGCUCUGCACCGACGACUUCAGCGACAUCUCUCCGCUCACCGGUGGGAACGUGGCCUUCUCCACGCUGGAGGGGCGACCCAGUGCCUACAACUUUGACAACAGCCCCGUCCUCCAGGACUGGGUGACGGCCACCGACAUCAGAGUGACCCUGAACAGGCUCAACACGUUCGGAGACGAGGUCUUCAAUGACCCCAAGGUCCUCAAGUCCUACUACUACGCCAUCUCUGACUUCGCUGUGGGAGGAAGGUGUAAGUGUAAUGGCCACGCCAGCGAGUGUGUGAAGAACAGCGGAGGACGGCCGGUGUGCAACUGCAAACACAACACGGAGGGUGACGACUGCAAUGUCUGCAAACCGUUCUACAACGACCGUCCGUGGAGGAGAGCGACCGCCGACAACUCCAACGAGUGUCUGCCCUGCGACUGUAACGGGAAGAGCGCAGAGUGUUACUUCGAUGCUGAGCUGUACCGAGCCACGGGUCAUGGAGGUCACUGCAGAAGCUGCGCCGACAACACCGACGGCCCCAACUGUGAGCGCUGCCUGGACAACUACUACAGAGACCAGAGCAGCAGCCGCUGUUUGCCCUGCGGCUGCAACUCUGUAGGCUCGGAGUCUCCUCAGUGCGACAACAGAGGAAUGUGUGCGUGUAAACCAGGAGUGACGGGAGAUAAGUGUGACCGCUGUCAGCCGGGUUACCACAGUCUGACGGAGGCCGGCUGCAGGCCCUGUUCUUGCUCGCCCUCUGGCAGCACUCAGGAGUGUGACGUCAACACGGGACAGUGUCGCUGCAAAGACAACGUGGAGGGCUUCAGCUGCGACAGGUGCAAACUGGGUUACUUCAACCUGGAUCCCAACAACCCUCAGGGCUGCACGCCGUGCUUCUGCUUCCAGCACUCGUCUGUGUGCGACAGCGCCGAAGGCUUCAGCGUGCACGCCGUCAGCUCCUCCUUCCACAGAGAUGACGAACAGUGGACCGGUCAGCAGCGUGAUGGGUCAAGUGUCUCUGUCCAGUGGUCUCCCAGCGGACAGGAAAUCUCCCUCAUCUCAGACGACUACUUCCCCAUGUAUUUUGUAGCCCCAGAGAACUUCCUGGGGAACCAGAUGCUAAGUUACGGACAGAACCUGACUCUGAGUUUCCGGGUCGACCGACGGGACACUCGUCUGUCGGCAGAGGACCUCGUUCUGGAGGGCGCUAAUCUGAGAGUGGCCGUUCCCCUGAUCGCCCAGGGCAACGCCUACCCCAAUGAGAACAUGCAGACAUACGUGUUCAGGCUCCAUGACAGCACAGAUUACCCCUGGAGACCGACCGUCAGUCACUCGGACUUCCAGAAACUUCUUCACAAUUUGACGGCCGUCAAGAUCCGAGGCACCUACAGUGAACGGAGUGCUGGUUACCUUGACGACGUCUCCUUGGUAACAGCGAGGCGGGGCCCAGGUGUGCCGGCCCGCUGGGUGGAGCAGUGCACCUGUCCUCAGGGUUACCAGGGUCAACACUGUGAGCAGUGCACUCUGGGAUACCGCCGCGCCCUUCCAGAGCUCGGCGCCUUCAGCUCCUGUGAACCCUGCAACUGUAACGGGCACAGCGACGCCUGUGACCCCGCCACAGGAGCGUGCGCCUGUCUGCACAACACGGCCGGUUUGAGCUGUGAGCGCUGUAAAGACGGCUUCUAUGGCGAAGCCACCCAGGGGACGACAGAUGACUGCCAGCCGUGUCCCUGCCCCGCCGGAGCCACCUGCGCCGUUGUUCCCAAAACCAGAGAGGUGGUCUGCACCAACUGUCCCGCCGGAACCACAGGUAAGCGCUGCGAGCUCUGCGACGACGGUUUCUUCGGAGACCCGCUGGGCCAGAACGGCCCGGUUCGAGCCUGCCGAGCCUGCAAGUGCAGCGACAACAUCGACCCCAACGCCGUCGGCAACUGCAACCGCGAAACCGGAGAAUGCCUGAAGUGCAUCUACAACACCGAUGGCUUCUUCUGCGACCGCUGCAAGGAGGGUUUCUAUGGCAACGCCCUGGCCACCAACCCCACGGACAAGUGCAAACCCUGCUCCUGUUCUGCGUUCGGGACGGUGGGUCGACAGACCAGCUGCUCUCAGGUCACCGGUCAAUGUCCGUGUCUCUCUAACGUCGCCGAGCGUGACUGCAGCGCCUGCGAGCCCGGCUUCUUCAACCUGCAGAGCUCCAGCGGCUGCGAGCGGUGUAACUGUAACCCGAUUGGCUCCACCAACGGUCAGUGUGACAUCGCCACAGGCCAGUGCGAGUGUCAGCCCGGCAUCACAGGGCUGCACUGCGAGCGCUGCGAGGUCGACUUCUUCGGCUUCAGCUCGUCCGGUUGCAAACCAUGUGACUGCGACCCUGAGGGCUCUCAGUCGGGUCAGUGUAAAGAGGACGGACGCUGCGAGUGUCGUCCGGGCUUCGUUGGAGCUCGAUGUGACAUGUGUGAGGAGAAUUACUUCUACAACCGCUCGGUGCCGGGCUGCCAGCAGUGUCCUUCCUGCUAUAGUCUGGUCAGAGACAAGGUGAACCAGCAGAGGCAGAAGCUUCACGACUUGCAGACUCUGAUCGAUAACCUCGGCUCAGGUCAGGAGACGGUCAGCGACAAGGCGUUUGAGGACCGACUGAAGGAGGCAGAGCGAGCCAUCAUGGAUCUGCUGGACGAGGCUCAGACCAGCAAAGGCGUGGACAGAGGUCUGCUGGAUCGACUGAACACCAUCAACAAUACUCUGACCACUCAGUGGAACCGACUGCAGAACAUCCGCAGCACGGUGGACGACACCGGCGCUCAGGCUGACCGCGCCCGCGGCCGAGUCCGAGACGCAGAGAACCUGAUUGACCGAGCCCGGCAGGAGCUGGACAAGGCCAGGGACGCCGUCAGCAAAGUGGACAUCAAACCGCCCGGCGGCGCCGGAGAGCCCAACAACAUGACGCUGCUCGCUGAGGAGGCACGUAGACUCGCCGAGAAGCACAAGAUGGACGCUGAUCAGAUCGAGAAGAUCGCCAAAGACGCCAACGACACGUCUACGAAGGCGUACAACCUGUUGCUGAAGACUCUGGACGGAGAGAGCAAGACGAGCCAGGAAGUUGACGAGCUCAACAAGAAGUACAACGAGGCAAAGGAGCUGGCGAAGAAUCUGGAGAAACAGGCCAACAAGGUUCAGGCCGAGGCCGAGGACGCCGGAAACAAGGCCCUGAAGAUCUUCGCCAACCUAACCAGCCUCCCGCCCUUCGACACCAAGGCUCUGGAGGAUGAAGCUACAAAGAUCAAGAAGGAGGCGUCGGACCUGGACAAGCUGAUCGAUAAGACGGAGAAGGAGUACAACGACCUGAGAGACGACCUGAAGGCCAAGGAGCAGGAAGUCCGCAAACUGCUGGAGAAAGGGAAGAGUGAGCAGCAGACCGCAGAUCAGCUGUUGGCUCGGGCUGACGCCGCCAAAGCUCUGGCUGAGGAGGCGGCGAGGAAGGGUCAGUCCACGUAUAGAGAGGCAGAGGGAAUCCUGAACGACCUCCGAGACUUCGACAAGAGGGUCAACGACAACAAGACCGCUGCUGAGGACGCCAUGAAGAAGAUCCCCGCCAUCAAUGCCACCAUCAUGGCCGCUAACGAGAAGACCAGGCAGGCGGAGUCGGCCCUCGGCAACGCCGCCGCCGACGCACGAGAGGCCAAGAACAAGGCGGAGGAGGCCGAGAGGAUCGCCAGCAACGUGCAGAAGGGCUCCGCCAAGACCAAGCAGGACGCAGAGAAGGCGUUCCAGGACACCAACAAGCUGGACGCCGAGGUCGACAACAUGAUGGAUGAACUGAGCGCUGCUGAACAGGAGCUCGCCAGGAAGAAGGCCGAGGCCGACCAGGACAUGAUGAUGGCAGGAAUGGCGUCCAACAACGCCAAGGAGGCAGAGGACAACGCCCGAAAGGCCAAGGGCGCCGUGAAGACGGUCCUGAGCACCAUCACCGCCCUGCUGGAUCAGCUGGGAAACAUCGACAAGGUCGACCUGAGCAAACUGAACCAAAUUGAUGAGUCGUUGAAGAGGGCCAAGGGCAAGAUGGCCGACAGCGACCUGGACAGGAAGCUGACAGAACUUAACGACGUGGCGCGGACCCAGGAGGAGAUGAUCACUGAUUACGACAGGCAGAUCCGCGAGAUCCGCGCCGACAUCACCAACCUCAACGACAUCAAGAACACGUUACCUGACGGCUGCUUCAACACGCCAUCUCUGGAGAGGCCGUAACCCUGCCCCACCGCCCCCCCGACUCCCGCCCCUUCACAGCUAACACGCCGGCGAACACGCCGACUUUUACCAAAACAGUUUUUAAACGUCUUGUUUUCAGAUUCUCGUCUGUGAUUUUCUUUUACAAGAGCGAAAAGAAUCGUUCAAACCACGUUCACGGUUUUUAUUGAGAGAAGCAGCUGAUUCUGUUUUGUCUUUAGGGUUUUUUUUAGUUUUUAUUCCUCGAGACGCAGUAACGUGAAGAAGGAACUCAGCGGCGGAGAGGAGCUGAGCAGAGGUGGAAAAACCUCGUAGAAAAACCAGAACCACCAUCCCGACGUGACUGCACCACGAGAGGAAGUUCCACCGACGCAGGAACGACGACGCGUGUUCCUGGCGCCUCGAGGAACGUUCGCUCGAUGUUUUGUUUUUCUGUUUUUCAUCACAACAGCUUCGUCAGUUUGAGUUUCACAGAGUUCAGCUGAACGUUCUCACCAAACCACAGUGAAGGAAUCCUCGGACACAGGCGCUCACUGUGUCUCCACUUGCAGCGGGUCGGCGUUGUUGUGUGUUUGUAGUUGUUGUUGUCGUCGUUGUGUUGUCGUCGUUCCUGCUCUGCUGGAGCUCGUGAAGCCUGAAGUCACAACGAGUGAUUUUGCAAAGUAAGAGUGUUUUGUUCCCACAACAUGUGAGAAAAUGAGCUACAAAAUAUAAGAUUAUAUUCUGCACAAGACGCCCUCUAGUGGAAAAACGACAGCUUCUGUCAUCGUGUGAGACGCUGUGUUUUUAUCCAGAUGCAUCAUGGGAGAGAGAUGUUAAUGAAACUUUGUUGUAGCGUUGUGAACACGUGCACUCGAUGACGAAGCGUCUUUCAGGGUUUCUGCGUCUCACCGCGGUCGAACACAUUUCACGUCCUGAUGUUUUACUUUCACCGUCUGUCGCUGCUUUUCACUCAUUAACAACCUCCAGGCUUAAAUCCAACACUAUGCAACUUUGUACAUUUUGCGUAGCGAGAAUUUUAUCUGAUACACUGGUGCUAAUAAUUAUUUCAAAUGUUAUAUUUUUGUGUGAAUGUUUUUUAUUAAGACGUAGAGUGAGACUUUGUUAUUUGUGUAAAUAUAUGAUGCUUCAAUGAUUCAGGCUGAUUGUUAAGAAAUAAAAGUCCAACAUGGAAACAGCCACAAUCAAUCAAUGAAACCUCCUGGUGAAAUAUAUCGACUCUAUGAUAACGACGUCUGUGGUAUGUUAUUAUUAUCGUGUAUACAAGCGAUGCUAACGUGUCAUUUGUCUGUUAUUGAUUUUGUUUUUUCACGCCUUCAUUCAACCUAACUGAAUAUUAUUGUUUUUUUGAACUUUGACCUUUUUACCAAUCAGGAUGUGUUUUUGUAAAGUGGGCGUGGCCUGCCUCACAAGUCAUGUGAUAAGCUCGGUCACAUGUCGCUACAGUAGUUACCCGUUUUAACGAGUGUUUUGUGCCUUAAUAUAAAGUUAGGUUAUAAUCACGGUUCCAGAGCAGAACGCCACUUUUUAUUUCACAGGAAAUGUCCUCAUCGUCCUCGCUCCUUCACGCCGUCUCCUCGUGUCGGCACUGAAGCAGGUUUCUUUAAAUCAGGUCGUAUCAUUGACAGAAACAGCUUCUAGUUGAAAGUCUCUGCAGCAGCUUGUGCAGGUGAACAGAUGUUAAACGUUAAGUGGUUGAUCGUCUGUUCGUCUCUUCAGUCAAAUGUUCGCUGAGCGUCAACAGUCAUCAGCCGAUCUGCAGUUUUUUCAUUUCUCCCUCCAUCCACACGGCGUCCGUCGGGUGUGCAGCACAAACAGACACGAUGUAUAAACAGUAUUUUAAGUUAUAAUGUACAAGUUAUUUGUGUUGUAACCUGUAGAUGGCGAUGCGUGUGCUGCACAGACUGCGGGCCGCCUCCGUGUCACGUCUGUUUCCUGUCAUGUGACGCCAUGUGUCUGCCCUGUGACGACCUGAGUGACCCUGUUUGUCCCCAUGUGCCUGUAAAUCCAAACGUAACAUUUCAAUAAUAAAAGAUUACUACAGGAA